Molecule: messenger RNA, 1049 nt
Organism: Oryzias melastigma (Indian medaka)
Lineage: Eukaryota; Metazoa; Chordata; Actinopteri; Beloniformes; Adrianichthyidae
Gene: guk1b
Product: guanylate kinase 1b
Exons: 9
Coding region: 84-794 (236 amino acids)
Biological process (GO): purine nucleotide metabolic process
Cellular component (GO): cytosol
Molecular function (GO): GMP kinase activity
Source: RefSeq, a predicted model, not a curated record
AUGAAGCUCACACAUUAGCCAGGCCGACUGAAGAACCACCUGUUUCUGAACUCCUGCACGGUUUGGGCGCAAUAUAAAAAAAGAUGUCAGGACCGAGGCCGGUGGUGCUGAGCGGCCCUUCAGGAGCAGGGAAGAGCACGCUCUUGAAGAAGCUGAUGAAGGAUCAUGAGGGAGUCUUCGGAUUUAGUGUCUCACACACAACAAGAAACCCUCGACCGGGAGAGGAAGAUGGCAAAGGGCUGAACAAGCUCCCUAUGCUUCUGGGAGCUACUUUACUGCCUGUAGCAGACGUCUUUUCCUCUGAAGACUUAGAAACCUCAUUUUCGUGUCCAAAUGAAUCAGAAACCACAGAUAAAGACUACCACUUCACAACACGGGAGGCCAUGCAGGAGGGCAUCGAUAAUGGAGAGUUUAUUGAAAAUGCGGAGUUUUCAGGGAACAUGUAUGGGACAAGUAAAGCUGCUGUGGAAGACGUCAGGGCCAAGAAUCUGAUCUGCAUCCUGGAUGUGGACAUCCAGGGGGUGAGGAGAAUCAAAGAGACGGACCUGAACCCCAUCUACAUCUCCAUUCAACCUCCUUCCAUUGAGAUUCUGGAGCAACGCCUGAGAGAUCGGCAGACGGAAACGGAGGACAGUUUGCAGAAACGUCUGGAGGCCGCGCGCAUCGACAUGGAGCUCAGUAAAGAGCCUGGAGUAUUUGACGUUGUCAUCAUCAACGAUGAUCUGGACAGGGCCUACGAGGAGCUCAAAGAGAUUCUCAAUGAAGAAAUCCAAAAGGUUCAGGAUGCGAAGUAGAAAAGGAAACGGUGCCCAUGUUUUCCUGUGGCUGAAACGAAGACCUAAAGCUAAAAAAACUCAUGUUUUUUUCUUUUGUAUUCCUCGAGUAAUCAUAAAACAAGGGAAAACUCCAGGUUGAAAUUGACAAUCUGCUCAGAUUUAGUUAGAUUUAAAAAUAAAUACUCACAUGUAAACUGCCAAACCCAAGCAUGAUGCACAGGAUCACCUCCAGAAAAUGUUAUUGAUCAUACCAAAAUAAACAGAACUACCAAA